Molecule: messenger RNA, 4021 nt
Organism: Oncorhynchus gorbuscha (pink salmon)
Lineage: Eukaryota; Metazoa; Chordata; Actinopteri; Salmoniformes; Salmonidae
Product: YTH domain-containing family protein 3-like
Exons: 5
Coding region: 361-2214 (617 amino acids)
Biological process (GO): mRNA destabilization
Cellular component (GO): cytoplasm
Molecular function (GO): N6-methyladenosine-containing RNA reader activity; mRNA binding
Source: RefSeq, a predicted model, not a curated record
AUGACUCAGAACGUCACAGGCGGAAGGUCAUGGAGCAAUAGAACGGAAGCGAGAGUAAUAGCACAUCCGCCGUUGUGGAAUAGUGUAUUCCAAUCGGGCAUUAGGCAGUUUCAGAGUGAGUGAUAUAUUUUAGCCGAUUAGAUUGGAAACAUAUAGGCUUACAUCAUUGACAGAUACAAAGACGCAAUCCUCGGCGCUCGAGAAAAUAUUGUAGCGAUCUGACGACUGGAGAAAAACACCGCCUCUACAUACACAGAGAGAUUGGAUAACCCGAGACGAGCCGAGAAAAAAAUAUCGGAGUGCAGAACCAGGAGAAACCGUGGACAGUCACAUACCGCAUUCAGUUUCGGCUCCUGGAGGAUGUCUGGAACCACCGUCGAUCAGAGACCCAAAGGACAAGGAAAUAAAGUACAAAACGGAUCAAUGCAUCAGAAGGAGGGAGUAAACGAUGAAGACUUUGAACCUUACCUAAGCAGCCAGACAAAUCAGAAUAACAGCUACCCACCAAUGUCCGACCCCUACAUACCCAGCUACUAUGCUCCUUCCAUCGGCUUCCCUUACUCCCUGGGGGAGGCCCCCUGGUCCACUGCGGGGGACCCCCCCAUGCCCUACCUGACCACCUAUGGACAGAUGAGCAAUGGCGAGCACCACUUUAUCCCCGACGGGGUGUUCAGCCAGCCAGGCGCCCUGGGCAACACCCCUCCCUUCCUCAGCCAGCACGGCUUCAAUUUCUUCCCUGGAAACGCAGACUAUUCCACCUGGGGCACCAGUGUCUCUCAGGGCCAGUCCACACAGAGCAAUGCCUAUAGUAAUAGUUAUGGUUACACACCUAGUUCCCUGGGGAGGGCUAUAGCUGAUGGACAGGCAGGCUUCAGCAGUGACGCCCAGAUCAGUAAGGUCCCGGUACUGAGCAGCAUCGAGCAGGGCAUGACUGGGUUAAAACUGGACAUGGGCGCCGCCGUCACCAAGACUGUCGGCUCGCCCCUUGGGGGCACGUUGGGCAUGAGUAGCAUGGCGGCCAAUAACAUGCCUCCAUUGGUUAGUUCCUCUGCCCCCAAACCCACGUCCUGGGCAGCCAUUGCCAGGAAGCCGGCCAAGCCCCAACCCAAGGUCAAGCCCAAAGCCAACAUGGGGAUGGGAGCCCCUGCCAUUCCCCCGCCGCCCAUAAAGCACAACAUGAACAUUGGCACCUGGGACGAUAAGGCCUCCGUCAACAAGCCCCCCUUAGCUCAGGCCAUGAUGCAACCUCAGACCAUGGUGCAGCAGACCCUGAUGGGUCAGCCCCAGCCCCUGCUGCAGAGCCCUCUGCCCCACCAGCACCAACACCAGCACCAACAUCAGCACCAGCAGCACCACCAACCCUUUCAGCUGCAGUCCCUCCAGUCUCCCCAACACCCCCAGCAGAUGCCUCCAGGCCCCCCUCACCACCACCAACACACCCACCAGAACUUCUCCUCCCAGCCUGGCCCCCCUCAACCUAUGCAUCAACACCAACAUCCCCAACCCCCACCCCAGAACCGCUGGGUGGCACCCCGGAACAGGGGCACCUUCAACCAAGGAGGGGCGGAAGGCUUUGGGAUGGGUGUUGGUGGGGUUCCCCUCAGUGCCUCUCCCAGCUCCGGGGAGGUGCACCCGGUGUUAGAGAAACUGCGGGCCCUCAACAACUACAACCCCAAAGACUUUGACUGGAACCUGAAGAACGGCCGCGUGUUCAUCAUCAAGAGCUACUCUGAGGACGACAUCCACCGCUCCAUCAAGUACUCCAUCUGGUGCAGCACCGAGCACGGCAACAAGCGCCUGGAUGGGGCCUACCGCUCGCUGGGGGCCAAGGGGCCCCUCUACCUGUUGUUCAGCGUCAACGGCAGUGGUCAUUUCUGCGGCGUGGCGGAGAUGCGCUCGCCUGUGGAUUACAACGCCUACGCAGGCGUCUGGUCUCAGGACAAGUGGAAGGGCAAGUUUGAGGUGAAGUGGGCAUUUGUGAAGGACGUGCCCAACAGCCAGCUGAGGCACAUCAGACUGGAGAACAAUGACAACAAGCCCGUCACCAACUCCAGGGACACUCAAGAGGUGCCUCUGGAAAAGGCCAAGCAAGUGCUUAAAAUUAUUGCCACUUUCAAGCAUACCACCUCAAUCUUUGAUGACUUUGCACAUUACGAGAAGCGCCAGGAGGAGGAAGACGCCCUGCGGAGGGAGCGGAAUAGAAAUCAACAGUAACUUUAGAGAGAACUCCUUGCUAGAGGUACAACACUAACGACGUAUGACCUUAAAUAAUUAGCCUAACUACGCAGAAGAAAGGGUCCUGCCAUCUUUUCUGCUGAAGACAACAACAAAGAGGCCAUAUCUCACGACGAUGGAAUCACCUGUGUCAGUUCUCUGGUGCAUCAAUCUACCCCAGUGUUCCUGUCUCUGAAGAAAAAUAAAGAACAUUACUCACUUUAAAGUCUCUCUUUAAGCACUUUCAGUCCACCUAAAGCAGCCUCUACCAAUACCCUUUACUCUCUAAUAACUCUUAUAUCUCACUUAUAUCUCUCUUUCUGGACUUCUGUUUGUAAUAACUGACUAACCAGUGUAGUUAGUUUUUCUGAGGAUUUUACCAGACUUGUAGUUUUUUUUUUUUUUUUUUUUUUUAAUGCCUCCAAAAUAUUGGGGAAGAAAAUGUGUUCUCCCCUCCCCCUCGAUGUGUUCUCCCCUCCCCCUGGAUGUGUUCUCCCCUCCCCCUGGAUGAGUGUUAGCGCCUUCAGAUGAGAUUCAAACAUAUAACAUGUUUAACUAAAUAUUUGACUUGAAUCUACACUCAGCUUGUGAUUGAUUGACAGGUGAGGGGAACGACAGGAAACGGCCAUAAUCAUGCCAAUCAUUAGAUGGACCCCCCCUUACUCCCGCCCCUUUGUUUCUGCAUCUUCUUCUGUGUACCAAAAGACGAGGUGGAUGAUGUAGUGAGCUGGGCUGGGUGAAUGCCAGUUAAUGCACAUGUUAGUCUUUUCUCUCCUGAUUGUUAUGUCAUUCUGAAGUCCAUUUGUCUGAGGAGAAAUCUGCUCCACGGUAACGGUUGCCUUGGUAGCUGUCAGUAUCUUCAGGCUAAAGCUGGGGCCUGUUCAGGAGGUUGCAAUGUUACACAACAUUCAGAUAGAAAAUGUGUCCAAUAGAUAUGAUUCUCUGUCAUGUAGAUGAGAACAGGAAAUUGUUUUAGCUUUAAACAUUACGUUUCUAUCAGCAGUGUUGUGCAACGUUUCACCUGACUGAACAGGCUUCAGGCUCUCUGUCUCUGAAGAACUCUGUAAUGCUUUUGGGAUGACCCUCCCUGGUGUUCCUGGGUCCAGGUAUAAGUUACUGUUAACCACAUAUCUGGGACCAGAUGCUCUACCCCAUGUCCUAACCUAAACCAUUAGGGGGAUGAAAAUAUAUCUGGUCCUGGAUCAGUGGUUAGGAGUGAUUUUUGUCUACUGCCGAUUGCUGCUUGGUUACAGAGGGGUAUCCCAAAAGCUGAACAUCACCAAGGAAGUGAGCGUUUCUCCUCAAGGUGAUUCACUAGCGAAAAAUAAACAUUACCCAUGUUUAGCAUAACAAACGCUUCUGCGAUGUGUCUUCUUGCGGUCUGUUGUGUGUAUGUGAUUGUAUCGAUGUGUGAGCAAUAACCCUGUCAUUAAUUUUCUGUUUCUGCACUUGGAUGAUCCUAAUAUUACGGAAUUUUUACUGACACCAAGACACAUCACAGGCUGUGCCCCAACACUCUAGCAUGGCUUCCUCCACUCCUCCAUCAAGAUUGAUACUGUAGGGCAGGGAUCAUUAGCUAGAUUCAAACGCGGGACAAUCAUUUUUUUGAGCAGAUGGUUGGUGGGCUGGAACAUAAUUACAAAUCAUUUGUAGACUGCAAAUUGAUGGCAAGAAGCCCAAACAGAUAUAAUAUUUGACUUAAACAUAAUCAUUUUAAACCUUGCUUACAUUUGUAUACAUUCACGUCUCUAUUAUGCGUGGGAAUACUUGGGAACAUAUUUCCUCAAUUAAAAUAACUUUUAGCUGA